This is a messenger RNA of Olea europaea var. sylvestris, 633 nucleotides long. RefSeq lists its product as uncharacterized. Bases 1 to 633 code for a protein of 210 amino acids. Lineage: Eukaryota; Viridiplantae; Streptophyta; Magnoliopsida; Lamiales; Oleaceae. The record is from RefSeq and is a predicted model, not a curated record. The transcript has a single exon.
AUGCAACUCCACACACCAACGCUUAGCGAGGAGAUUUCUGACAAUCAACCAAUCCCACCACAGGAUCUAUCACCAAAAGUUCCAUUACCUCAACGACUCAAAAAGAAUAAGCUUGAUAAGCAAUUUUCUAAAUUUUUAGAUGUGUUUGAAAAAUUGCAUGUUAACAUUCCUUUUGCAGAAGCUCUCAAUCAAAUGCCAAGUUAUGUGAAAUUUAUGAAGGACAUCUUGUCAAAUAAGAGGGGAUUGGAAGAAUAUGAGACAGUAGCCCUUACUGAAGAGUGCAGUGCAAUUCUACAAAAGAAAUUGCCUCCAAAGCUCAAGGAUCCAGGGAGUUUUACUAUCCCUUGUUCAAUUGGAAAUUCUAUGUUUGAAAGAGCUUUAUGUAACUUAGGUGCAAGUAUUAAUCUUAUGCCUUUGUCUAUUUUUAGGAAACUUGGACUAGGUGAGGCGAGACCUACUACAGUAUCAUUGCAAUUAGCGGAUCGCUCAAUAAAACACCCAAGGAAAAUUAUUGAGGAUGCGCUUGUUAAGGUGGACAAGUUUAUUCUUCCAGCCGACUUCCUCAUUCUAGACCUGGAGGAGGAUAGGGAAAUUCCUAUCAUUCUUGGCAUACUAUUCUUAGCUGCUGGCUGA